AGCAAGCAAGCAAAAGCUUGUUUUUGACGCCGUACAAGCAAGCCAGAGCGGCAUCGCUCGUUUUAAGACUCCCGAGACGUCUGCGCACCCGUGCCCUCGCCAACAACGCGACCGCGCCCUGCGUUUUCACAAGUCAUGCCGCCACAAAUGACAGCCCUGCUGCUGCUCUGCACGACAACAGCCUACCAGCCCCCACACAAAUCGCACGCCAGAACCGUCGCAUUACGCGCCCAGCGCACCUACACGCUGACCGACGGUAAAGACAAAACGGACCUGCUCGAGGUCACGACCAAGGCCGAGGGCCGGACCUUUGUGCUGGAUGGCUCGAAAAUGCUGACGCUCUACGAGUGCAGCUUUUUCGAGGGCAAACUUGGGUAUCAAGUCUGGCCGGCAGCUUUGGCCGGCGCCGCCUGGGCUUGUCAAAACAAGGCCUUAUUCGAGGGCAAGCGCGUGCUGGAGUUGGGGAGCGGCGUGGGGCUGUUCGGCUGCGCGGUCGCGGCCGUCACGGACGCCGCUCAUGUCACGUUGACGGACCUCGACGCUGUUAAUGAUAGGGACUUCGACGCGCCGUCCGGAUUACUAGACGCGCAGCGGCGGACGUGCAUCGCGAACGGCUUCGAUCAGGUCGACUCGAAACGGGUCGACUGGGCGGACUCCGAGAGUUGGCUCGAACCGGUCGACGUCGUGGUUUGCGCGGACUGCGUCUACGCGCCGGAAGCUAUAGAACCGUUGGCGAACUGUAUCGCUCAUCAUUUAGCAGAGGACGGCGUCCUGUACGCGUUUUCGGCCGAGCGGGACUGGUCCGACGCGAAGUAUGCGCGCGCGGCGCCCAGCGACCUGGAAGACGCCUUGCGGGCCGUAGGGCUGCGCGUGGCGACGGCGCGGUCGUCGAUCACGACGGCGAGCGGUGUGUACGACGUCGUGUUGCAUACUGCAUCUCGUGUGAUUGAUGACACGACGACGGGCGUGGACCGCCGAAGCGUCCUCGGCGCGACGGCGCUCGCUUUCGCGCCGCGCGCGCACGCUGCUGACGAUCCACGCACCGACAUCAAGGCGCGCGCGGAUUAUGUUGAAAAAGAGGCGCAAGAUCAGGGCUUCCGGACGUCGCGUAUAAACGUGCUCAAGGUCGAGCCGGGGCCCGCGGCCGCGACCGGUUGCAUGCGUUCCAGAGACGCGGACGUGGUCGAAAUUGACUACGUCGGCAGCGUCGUCGACGGCGGCGUGUUCGAUCGACGGAGCCGCUUCGCGGCGAUGCUUGGGAGCGGGGAGGUGCUGAAAGGUCUCGAGCUGGGGCUGUAUGACAUGUGCAUCGGCGAGCGACGCGUGCUGCGCGUGCCGCCUGCGCUUGGUUUCGGCGAUAGAGGCUCGCGCGCGUUCGGGGUGCCGGGCGGCGCGACGCUCGAAUACGACGUCACGCUGCGCGGCAUCAACCUCCAGUACAAUCCCUCGGUCCGGAGGGAGGACCUCGACUUCGAGCAGCGUUUCUGA
Molecule: messenger RNA, 1488 nt
Organism: Pelagomonas calceolata
Lineage: Eukaryota; Pelagophyceae; Pelagomonadales; Pelagomonadaceae
Source: the annotation of a GenBank genome assembly